GUUUACUCGUAAAUGACUUGUCAUUUACUGAAAAUCGCUUUAUCGCUUGAUGGGAUAACUGUCAACAUUUUAUAGACCUCUUAAUCCUUCAAGCUACUCCAUUCCCUACAAAAUGGAACCAGUCCCAAUACCUGAAAAAUUACCAAUUUUAACGAUUAAUAAUGAAGUUUUAUUACCUGGAGCGCCUAUGAAACUCGAAGUUGCGAGUUUUACCAAUCAAGCUCUAAUGAAAGAUGUGUUGACUAAAGGAUUAAAAGUUAUUGGAGUCAUUCCUUUAAAGGACGAGUUAGAUGUUAUUAAAAAAGAAGAUGUUGGGACGGUUGCAUUAUUGGUACGGAUUUCUAGUUUUAACUACCCUCAAGAUACAGUUAUAGUUAUGACAAUUGGGCUCUGCCGUUUUGUUGUACAAGAAGUUCUUUCUUCAACUCCUUACCCUCUGGCACAGGUAGAACUUCACAAAGAUGUAUAUGAAGAAGAGAUUAAUGAAAAUGUGGGUAAAGUUUUAGAGAAUUUAAAAGAUAUAAUGCUCCCCGUUAUAGAAAGAAUUGGCUUGCUGCCUCUUCAAUAUUUACAUCAUUUUAAGGAUUUAAUGGAUAAUUUUCCAGCUUCUUACAUUAUUGACGUUUGUAUACAUGCCAUAAAUGCUUCAUUUGAAGAAAAGUUGAAGAUUUUAAAAUUAUUGGAUCUUAGAGAAAGGAUUGCUUUUGGAGUACCUUUGAUAAUGAAGUUCUUUGGAAAUGAAAGUGAUAUUAAAACACGUUUAUACCCUAGCAGGUCGCUCCCUAACUUUCCUGGUGUUUCAGUUAUUAAGUUUAAGUCAUCGCAGGGAAAGGCGUUGCAGCGUCACUUAGGCGAUUCAGACUUGGAAGAUUUAGAACAACGAUUACAAAAAGCAAAUUUUCCAGAGCAUGUUUCUAAAAUUAUUAACAAGGAUCUUGAAAAAUUAAAACGGUUAAGCCCAUAUAGUCCUGAUAAUGCAGUUAUCAGAAACUAUUUAGAAUUUGUUGUUGACUUACCAUGGUCCGUGUCUUCAAAAGAAACCUUAGAUGUGAAAGCUGCUAAAGUGCUAUUGGACAUUGAACAUUAUGGUAUGGAUAAAUUAAAGAAACGCAUCAUUGAAUUUCUCGCUGUAAGGCAAUUGAAAACAAAUGUGAAGGGACCUAUACUUUGUUUUAUUGGUCCUCCUGGAGUUGGCAAAACAAGCAUUGGACGUUCUAUUGCGCACAUUUUAAAUAGAAAAUUUCAGAGGAUUUCUCUUGGUGGUGUUUCAAAUCAAUCGGACAUACGAGGUCAUAGGAGGACUUAUAUUGGUGCUAUGCCAGGUCGCAUUUUACAUGCGAUUAAAGCUGCUGGAACAAAUAAUCCUGUCAUUCUUCUUGAUGAAAUAGAUAAACUUGGAAGUGGAGGCUAUAACGGAGAUCCCAAAGCUGCUCUUUUGGAAGUUCUGGAUCCUGAACAAAAUAUGCAUUUUACUGAUCAUUAUCUUAACGUGCCAUUUGAUUUAUCAAAUGUUACAUUUGUUGCGACUGCCAACUCGGCUAGGACAAUACCGGCUCCACUUUAUGAUAGGCUGGAAGUCAUCAGCGUUGAUGGCUACACAUCGGUUGAAAAGUAUCAUAUUGCAGUAAAACAUUUGCUUCCGAAACAACUUGAUCUCCAUGGCUUGGGACCUGAAAUGCUGCAGCUGACUGAUGAUGCAAUAUAUAAAAUAAUUCACGAAUAUACGAAAGAAGCUGGAGUAAGAUCACUUGAAAGAAAACUUGCUGCUGUUUGUCGUUCAGUUGCAGUAAAAGUUGCUGAAUCUUCAGAAGAUACACUUCCUUAUAUUAUCAAUGCUGAUAACAUUGAAGAUAUUCUUGGUAUGGCUCCGUAUUAUGGGGAAGAGAUUCUUACGAUUCCUAGCCACCCGGGCGUGGCCCUUGGCUUGGCUUGGACUGGGAAAGGAGGCUCGCUGCUGGUCGUCGAGGCGAAGAGGGUUCCUAAAAGUUCAGGCCAAAAAGCGAAGCUCAUACUAACCGGGUUGCUUGGGUCUGUGAUGAAGGAAUCGGCACAGAUUGCUUUCAAUUGGGUCAGGUCUGCUGCUUAUCAGUAUGGCAUUGUAAAAGAGGGCAACGAUUUGCUGGAGAAAAGUGACAUCCAUAUUCAUUUUCCUGAAGGGGCUAUUAACAAAGAAGGGCCUUCAGCCGGAGUGACGAUAGCGACAGCACUCAUGUCAUUGUUCACUGGAUUACCGGUGGCCUCUGGGUUGGCUAUGACGGGAGAGCUCACUCUUCAGGGACUGGUGUUGCCUGUUGGAGGAAUCAAGGAAAAACUUAUGGUAGCACAUCGGUUAGGAAUGAAAAAAGUUAUAAUUCCUUUCAAAUGUACAAAAACUCUAGCUGACAUUCCAAGCUGUGUUUUGGAUGAGAUAAAAAUAAUUACUGUGAAAACGAUGGACGAAGUAAUCGAGACUGCGUUUGAAGGAUUGGCCAGUGCAUCAAACCAUAAUCUUUUAUCGAGCAAACUUUAGAAUUUAGCCAUUGUAAUUUAUGUAAAUAUUUAUUUUAAACAAAUUAUCAUGGCACAAUAUAUAUUAAACAUUGUGAUAUUUUAGAGUUAAUAUUGUAUUAUAAUGGGUAGGAUGUCAAGCUCUCAUUUAUAGAUUUAAGAAAAUAAAUGUAAUGUUUGUUUUUUUAAAUUACAUUUUUGUUUAGUAAAACAAUGACCAUUGUUUUAUAUACUUACUUUUUUUUUUUGUAUGAUAGUUAACAUAAACUGAAUAUGGAGUUGAUUUAUUCAAUUCUACCUAAUAUUGUUGAAAAUGUAUUACCUUAUAUUUAGAAAUAUAAUAAAACUAAUUGUUCAAAUGUUCUUUGAAAAUAAUUGUUAGAAUGGUAUCUGGUUUAUAAGGGUUAUAGUUUUUUAUUUUUUUUAAUGUAACUUUUCUGAUAAGGUGAAUUGAAACUGAUUUAUUUCACUUCGUUAAAAUUCUGUGAAUUUUAAGGAUAACUAUUUUAUAUAAAAAAUUAUUAAUGUAACGAAAAUAGACUUUCUGAAACAAGUUGAA
Molecule: messenger RNA, 3046 nt
Organism: Nezara viridula (southern green stink bug)
Lineage: Eukaryota; Metazoa; Arthropoda; Insecta; Hemiptera; Pentatomidae
Source: the annotation of a GenBank genome assembly